AUGAUGUUAAGCUCUGCAAACGACAGUAAAGACAAGCCCUGUGCCUUCAAAGAAACACCAAAAUCAGCCAAACAUAAGAACAAUGCAUUUGAAGGUGAUAAGAACGCAUUUUAUUGCUUCUUGAGUCAUAAAUCAUCAACAUUCAUUUCUAGUUCUCUAUUUAACAUGCAUUUAUGCGUAAAGGAGUGUUUUUUACUUUUUCUUCCUUCAUUUCGGCUUCUAAAAUCUCAUGAAUCCAAUUUAGAAACAAUAAACCACAAGAAAACCAAGCGGAAGACAGAAAACGAACGAUAA
Molecule: messenger RNA, 294 nt
Organism: Clunio marinus
Lineage: Eukaryota; Metazoa; Arthropoda; Insecta; Diptera; Chironomidae
Source: the annotation of a GenBank genome assembly